This is a messenger RNA of Nymphalis io (European peacock), 1039 nucleotides long. RefSeq lists its product as uncharacterized. Gene Ontology annotation, molecular function: metal ion binding. NCBI's taxonomy places the organism in Eukaryota, Metazoa, Arthropoda, Insecta, Lepidoptera, Nymphalidae. The coding region runs from base 183 to 962 and encodes 259 amino acids. The transcript is spliced from 2 exons. The record is from RefSeq and is a predicted model, not a curated record.
UUUUAUAAUGUUUUUAUAAUAGUCGCCACAGCUUAAAAUUAUUACGAUGAAGUAUGAAUAUUGACGAUAAUCAUUAUAUGUAUAUAUUAUAAAUGAUUAAAGAUUUUAAAAAGAGAUCUUGAUGAUAAAAACUAUCCAUUCAAUGAAAUUUAAGCUUAGUACUAAUUAUCCUUUACUUAAAAAUGGUUGUUUGUAAAUUUUUUCAACAAGGAAACUGCCGUUAUGGGCAAAGUUGUAGAUUUGAACAUAUUUUUGGCAACAAAUAUUCCUAUCGAGCAUCACAAUCAAAUAAUGGAAGAACAAAUGGAGAAGUGGUUGACAACAGCAUGAGACAAGGAAACGAUGCUGCAUCAUUAAUAUUCCGAAGUGCUGUACAAAAUAAUUCAGUUUUUAAUAGUGUUCCCAAUUAUGAACAAAAUAGUCAAUCAAGGGUAUCCGUUUUUAAUAGAUUGGGGCCCCAACAAAAUCCAUCAGUCAGUUUUCAGAAUAAUCAAGCUAAGUCAAUAUUUGCUCAGGCAAAUCAGAGUACCUUUGGGCAACCAGUGCCAACCAGAACAGUUUUUCAAACACAAAAUCAAGAGGUGGCUAAAUCAUUAUUUGCUCAAGCGAGUCAAAACAUAUUUGGUCCUACACAAACCAGGAAUACUUUCAAUCAGACUACAAAUACUGCAGCUAGUGUGUUUGCGGGAGCAGCCCAAGGUUUACACCAUAACAAUUUAUUUAACCAACAAUUGAGUUCGCCUUUCAGCAAUAAUUCUCAAAAUAUUUUUCAAAUAUCUAAUAAGCCUGCAUCAGAUGUUUUCGGUGUGAUUGGAAAUACAUAUGAUCAAAACAACAAUGAUGAAGGCAUUUAUAGUAACUUGGAAGAUUUAUCAAAAAGUGACCUUGAAGCUUUUGAAAGUUUAGAUUUUAGUUUAGGUUCUAUACCAGAGCUACCCCCUCCCAAGAGUCUCUGUGUAUAAAUGCUACAUUAAAGUUAUUUGUAAUAAAAGAUGGUAUAAUAGUUUUACAAUUUAAUUAAUAAACUAUUUUUAUUUAA